GUAGAGGGUGGGUGUGAGGCACCAUGGACUCGAGGAUGAUGGAACCAGAGGAGUUCUGGGCCUUUGAAGACUACUUGGGGAACUCAACUAGGGGGCUGACCUGCCUCUCCAACAGGACCAGUUCAAGCGGCAUCAUACAAGGCGAUUAUCCUCUUGGUUACUUUGUCCCUCUCCUCGUAUUGCAGAUGUCUCUUGCUUCCAUAACAAUUCUAUUCACCUUAAUCAUUCUCAAGCCUCUAGGCCAACCCCUCAUGGUUGCCCAAAUUUUGGGUGGUGUCCUGCUAGGUCCUUCUGCUUUGGCACAUAGCAAGACGAUUGCAAGAUUAUUGUUUCCAUUACAGAGUUUCAUAAUGUUGGAUGUAAUUGCAGUACUGGGAAUCAUGUUCUAUUUCUUCUUGAUUGGAGUUUAUAUGGACCCAUGGAUAGUAAAGAGGAUUGGACAGAAAGGAUAUGCAAUAGGAAUUUCAGCUGGCAUCUGUUCUAUUCUUUCUCCUCUCUUUGGUUUUUAUUAUGUAUAUGACUCCCUUACUGAUCAAUCAUUGAAAGAAUCAAUCCCCUAUGUAAUGAGGGCACAGACGAUCUUCACAUUCCCUAUCAUUGCUCGCUAUCUCUUCGAGCUCAAUAUCUUAAAUUCAGAGUUUGGUGGUAUGGCAUUGUCUUCAUCAAUUGUAGGUGGCAUGUGUUCUGUUUUAUACCAAUUGUGGGGUAAUAACGGUCAUUCCAUAUCAUUUCUAGCAAUUCUCCGAGCUAUUGGUUUCAUACUGGGCAUCAUCUUCAUCAUCCGGCCACUGGCAUUGUUAAUAAUCAAAAGGAAUAAGGAGGGGGCCUCAGCUUCCAUCUAUUCCAUUUUUGUAGCUGUCUUAGUUUCUGGGUUAGGAAGUCAUUGGAUGGGCUACCCUAUCAUAUUGGGGCCUUUUGUUCUGGGCAUAGCUAUACCUCCCGGGCCACCUUUAGGAGCAGCCCUAGUAAAGAGGCUUGAAGUCAUUGUUUCAUGGAUUCUUAUGCCAAUCUACUUCCUCAAAAUUGGUUUGGCAAUAAAUAUUUUUUCCAUACCUAUUUCAAAUCUUCUGAACGUGGGGAUGAUAAUCCUUAUUGCCUGCUUUGGAAAAUUUUUGGGAGCAUUUGCUGCUGCUAUCAAAUGCAAGUUACCCUUGUCUGAUGCUCUCUCAGUUGCCCUUAUUGUCAACGUCAAAGGUGCCCUUGAGCUCGCCAUUGUCAAAGCAACUAGAAGAAAGGAGCAAUUAAACAAUGAAUGCUUUAUGAUGGUGUGUACUUCUAUGCUGGUCACAACAAUGGUGAUCACAUUCCUGCUAAAAGUUUCCUAUGAUCCUUCAAAGAGAUAUUUGGUUUACAGUAGAAGGACUAUUAUGGACUCCAAACCCAACAUCGAACUUAGACUUCUGAUGUGCAUCCACAAAGAAGAAAGUGUUCCCUCCCUCAUCAACAUUCUUGAAGCCUCCCACCAUACCCAGUAUGAUCCCAUUUCAGUCUACAUUCUCCAUUUGGUAGAGCUUGUUGGUCGUGCAACACCACUUUUCAUCUCUCACAAUUCAUUAAUGUACACUUCUUCAAAGGCCAAGCUCUCUGCACACAUUGUUAAUGCUUUUAGGCAAUAUGAAGGAAAGAAUGAAGUGAGUAUCACAGUGAAUGCGUUCACAGCUGUCACUCCAGUUUCUGCCAUGUACGACGAUGUUUGCAUGUUCGCUCUUGAAAAGAGGACUUCCCUUAUAAUUCUUCCCUUCCAUGAGCAAAGAGCUACCAGAGGAAGCAUGUCAGAGACAGCUCGUUUGGGCUAUAGGUCUAUGAACCUAAGAGUCCUUGAAAAAGCCCCUUGCUCUGUUGCAAUCCUUAUUGAACGGGGGCUUUGGAGAGACUCAUGGUCUGCAUUAGCAAGUUGGUCUCCAUUUCGUGUUGCUGUAUUAUUUUUUGGUGGUCCUGAUGAUAGAGAAGCAUUGGCCUUCGCAACUCGAUUAUCUGGACAUCCCAAGGUCAGUCUCCUGGUAAUUCGAAUUCUUCCAAACCAUGAUGGAAUCUAUGAAACAGAGGAAAAUUUGGACCUCGAUGAUCAUAUAAUUAAUGAGUUUAGGUACAAAAAGGCAGAUAAUGAUCGGAUCAGAUACAUUGAGGAAAGAGUGAAGGAUGGGACCGGAUCUCUUCGUGUAAUUCAGUCACUUGAGAGUGAUGAUUACCAACUUGUUAUGGUGGGAAGACUCCAUGAUAAUAACUCACCAGUUAUGUCGGGACUUGCAGAAUGGAGUGAGCUUACAGAGCUAGGAACAAUUGGGGACAUAUUGACCUCAUCUGAUUUUAGAAGUGAUGCCAUGAUCUUAGUGAUACAACAGCAUGCCAAAACAACAAAAGUCUCAAAGAAGAAUUGGAAAUAG
Molecule: messenger RNA, 2384 nt
Organism: Telopea speciosissima
Lineage: Eukaryota; Viridiplantae; Streptophyta; Magnoliopsida; Proteales; Proteaceae
Product: cation/H(+) antiporter 15-like
Exons: 3
Coding region: 24-2384 (786 amino acids)
Biological process (GO): regulation of pH; proton transmembrane transport
Cellular component (GO): endomembrane system; membrane
Molecular function (GO): antiporter activity
Source: RefSeq, a predicted model, not a curated record